AUGCCGGCUCCAGUGCCAGCUCAGAUACAUGCCAGCUCCAGUGCCCGCUUCUUUGCAAGCUCCAGUGCCCGCUUCUCUGCAAGCUCCAGUGCCCGCUUCGCUUCCAGCUCCAGUACCAGCUCUGAUGCCGCUCCGGUGGCAGCUCCGGUACCCGCUCCAGUACCCGCUCUGGUGCCAGCUCCGGUGCCAGCUCUAACCCUCACUCCUGUGCCCGCUCUUGUGCCCACCCCUGUUCCCGCUCAUGUUCCUGCUCGUCUUCCCGCUCUUGUGUCCGCUCCGGUGACCGCUCGAGUGACUACUCCGGCGUUCGCCUCGAUGCCAGCACCUGUGCCAGCUCCAAUGCCAGCUCCAGU
This is a messenger RNA of Morchella sextelata, 353 nucleotides long. RefSeq lists its product as uncharacterized. The annotation marks the transcript as partial. The record is from RefSeq and is a predicted model, not a curated record. The transcript has a single exon. NCBI's taxonomy places the organism in Eukaryota, Fungi, Ascomycota, Pezizomycetes, Pezizales, Morchellaceae.